This is a messenger RNA of Vombatus ursinus (common wombat), 1509 nucleotides long. RefSeq names its product solute carrier family 38 member 1 (gene SLC38A1). The record is from RefSeq and is a predicted model, not a curated record. Gene Ontology annotation, molecular function: L-glutamine transmembrane transporter activity. Bases 1 to 1509 code for a protein of 502 amino acids. The transcript has 15 exons. Gene Ontology annotation, biological process: amino acid transmembrane transport; L-glutamine transport. Lineage: Eukaryota; Metazoa; Chordata; Mammalia; Diprotodontia; Vombatidae.
AUGUAUCCCAACCUUCAAGAAGGCAGCAAGCAGCACAACACAGGGAGUGCCAAAGAAAUUACUUCACUGGUAGUGCAGGAAACUUGUGCACUCAGAACUGACAGACUCACGACUCAAGGGGCAAUGACUCCUGGUAAUGUGCUUGCCGCACCACUGCUAUGGUGCCCCCAGACCCCCUCUGCCCUCCACAGAGACCAGGAGGUACAGCAGGAGGAGAGGGAUCAACUAAAGGUACAGCAACUUGGUAUCCAAGGAACAGCCUCAAUGAGUUUAUCUAUUUUUAAUCUAGCCAACUCCAUUGUAGGCAGUGGAAUUUUAGGACUUUCCUAUGCUCUAGCAAACACAGGAUUAAUACCAUUUUUGUUCCUUUUUAUUUUAGUAACAAUCCUGACUGGUUAUUCAAUCAAUCUUAUGUUGGCUUGUUCAGAGAAAACAGGAUGUUUGAAUUUUGAAAAGAUGGGUGAGAAAAUCUAUAGCAUCAAAGGGAAGUAUAUCAUAUUUGGAACCACCUUUCUCCAGAACAUGGGAGCCAUUCUGAGCUACCUUUUUAUAAUAAAAAGUGAACUGCCUGGUGUCAUAAAAGUUCUUAUAGGAAAGGAAGAAGAAUUUCCAAUAUGGUAUUUGGAUGGUCGAAUACUUAUUAUAUUAAUUACCAUUGCUAUUAUUUUUCCUCUCUGUCUCAUGAAGCACUUAGGGAUUAUUGGAUAUACCAGUGGACUUUCUUUAACAUGCAUGCUUUUCUUUCUCAUAGUGAUUAUCUAUGAGAAAUUUAAAUUAAGUUGCCCCAUGCCAGGAAUAGAUGAAUCAACACUUUCUAAUGCAACAAUUAAGGAAAUGUGUACAUCAAGAUACAUUGUGCUCAACUUUAAGAGUGUUUAUGCUUUACCCACUAUUGCCUUUGCAUAUGUGUGCCAUCAAGCAGUCCUUCCAGUUUACAAAGAUCUUAAAGAACGUUCAUUGAAAAAUAUGAAGAUUGUUACCAAUGUUUCCAUUUUGUCCAUGUGUUUUCUGUAUCUCAUGACUGCAUUUUUUGGCUACCUGACAUUCUAUGGUAAGGUACAUUCAAGUCUGCUUCAUAAAUACCCAGAUGACGAUAUUCUCAUCCUAAUAGUUCGAUUGUCAGUAAUGAUGGCAGUCACCCUCACAAUUCCAGUAUUAUUUCUCACAUCUCGUGAAUCUCUGGCUGAACUACUUAAGAAAGCAUAUUUCAAUUUAGGUGAACGUAUUGUGAUUGCUGUGGUAAUCUUAGGUUUGGUUGACCUUUUGGUAAUCUGCGUACCCACCAUGAAAGACAUUUUUGGAGUCCUGGGGACAACAACUGCCAAUAUGUUGAUCUUCAUUAUUCCUACAAUUCUGUUUUUAAAAAUCACAAGCCAGGAUAGUGACAAAAAAAAUGAAAGACUUGGGGCUAUGUCUCUCUUAGGAUUAGGAAUCAUAUUCUCCACCAUCAGCAUUCCUUUGGUCAUCUAUGAUUGGGCAACUUCUGCAGAUCUACCUGAAACAGGAUGA